UCAAGUCCGCUUUGUAAAUAUUACAAUUCGUAAAAAUUACGAUUCGGUAUAGCCGGAUGUUAUCAAAAUGUCUUCUUCAAAUGGUGCAUCAGUAGGUUUUCGCAGUGCUCCAGUAUGCAAGUUCCUUCUUGGAUCAGCUAUUGGGUCGUCAUUCUUACUGAAGUUUCCUCUCAAACAGCACCAUCAUACUUCAUUUACACGCACAACCAAGUGUUUUUAUAAAUACAGGGAAUUGCAGAUUUUAUGUUUGAAUGGCAUUGUACAAACAAUAUGGAGAGUGUUGACUUCAAAGCUGGCCUUUCUGGAUUUAAAGGACCUGUUUGUGUGCUCUAUUCUCAUAUACUACUUCAAAAUCUUUGAGAAAAGACUUGGCUCCAGGAAGUUUUUUUCCCAUUUGCUGGGAUCAGGAAUCCUGUCUGUAUUACUGGAACUAGCGUGUGUGUAUCUGUGUCGAGUGUUUGAAGUACCACUACAACCUUUGCCAACAGGACCGUUAUGCAUAAUAUACCCGAUGUUUGUGCCAUUUUACUGUGAUAUUCCACGAGUUGCACUGUCACAUAUCUGGGGCGUACCUAUGACUGGGAAAUCUAUAUCAUAUAUACUAGGUUUACAGGCAGCAAGUAGUUCUCCAGAGUCGUUGCUCGUUGCACUUUGUGGUUUGGUAAAUUCAAAUUUUUAUAUUCACUACACAUUCGAGCAGGGCCUUCCCUGGGCCUCAGAAAGUUGUAGCCACUUUUUGAGAGAAACUGCCAAAUUGAAGCUGACUUGGAAAUGGGGUCCGUCAGGUUUCAAUCAGACUGCCCAAAUAACAACGGAGUUAGGGCCCAUAGUACAGUUGCCAGGAAAGGGCAAAUCUGCUGUACCAAUUCGACGCAUUAGCCUGUAUGUUUGUGCGUCGUUCUGGUGA
Mercenaria mercenaria is the source of this 907-nucleotide messenger RNA. Its product is annotated as ubiquitin-associated domain-containing protein 2-like. Gene Ontology annotation, molecular function: serine-type endopeptidase activity. The record is from RefSeq and is a predicted model, not a curated record. Bases 68 to 907 code for a protein of 279 amino acids. NCBI's taxonomy places the organism in Eukaryota, Metazoa, Mollusca, Bivalvia, Venerida, Veneridae. The transcript is spliced from 6 exons.